UAUCUCGUCCGCACAUCUAAUACUCUCUUUCGUUUUACGAACAAACACAACACAUUCAAAAUGAAGAUUGCCGCCAUCGCCGCUCUUGCCACCGUCGCCGCCGCCGCCGACCCGUUCGCCAUCAUCUCUGAGCACUGGGAUCAGCUGACCAGCCUUAUUGAGGGGGACCUGCCCCUUCUCCAGGCCGGUAACGCCCAGCUGUACGCCGUUGCCACCUCGAUCAUCGGCGGCACCAAGAUCACCCAGGCCUUCAACACGGAUCUCAUCCAGCAGGUCGCCACCGGCAUCCCCCCCGCCAUUCUUAACAACCUGUUUGAGCGCGCUGGCAUCACCGGCGUCACCGCCGACGGCAAGCCCCUGCCCACUGGUGACUCCAAGCCCACCGCCGCCGAGCCGAGCCCCGAGCCCACCGCCGCCCACUCCUCGUCGGCUGAGGACAAGCCGUCGGCCGCCCCACCUCCGCCCCGUCCUCGUCGGCUGAGGACAAGCCGUCAGCUGCCCCCACCUCGGCUCCCAAGUCGUCCGCUUCUCACGCCUCAGAGCCGAGCUCCAAGGCUGAUGAGGAGUCUGCUGUUUCGGGUGCCAAGCCGUCGGGUGCCCCCAAGUCCUCGUCGGGUGCUGACAAGUCGUCGGCUACUGACAAGAAGACCGAGAGCAACGGCGCUGCCAAGGUUCUGGCUGGCUCGUUCGGUGCCGCCAUUGUUGCCGCCGCUGCCCUCUUCUAAGCCCGCAUGAGUCUUAUUUCCUAAUUUGCGUUUGUUUCCACCUGAUAUCCGAUAAACCUUACAAAAAACA
Linderina pennispora is the source of this 795-nucleotide messenger RNA. RefSeq lists its product as uncharacterized. NCBI's taxonomy places the organism in Eukaryota, Fungi, Kickxellomycota, Kickxellomycetes, Kickxellales, Kickxellaceae. The record is from RefSeq and is a predicted model, not a curated record. The transcript has a single exon. The annotation marks the transcript as partial.